Messenger RNA from Raphanus sativus (radish), 1950 nucleotides. RefSeq lists its product as uncharacterized. The coding region runs from base 1 to 1950 and encodes 649 amino acids. The record is from RefSeq and is a predicted model, not a curated record. NCBI's taxonomy places the organism in Eukaryota, Viridiplantae, Streptophyta, Magnoliopsida, Brassicales, Brassicaceae. The transcript has a single exon. Gene Ontology annotation, molecular function: nucleic acid binding; RNA-DNA hybrid ribonuclease activity.
AUGAUUAAUUUCCAGAAGUCAGCUAUAACUUUUGGCGUAGGGAUCGAUCCAGUUAACCGUCGUGUCUUAGCAGAGUUCCUUAACAUAGAAAAGGAGGGAGGUGAUGGGAAAUAUCUGGGUCUUCCAGAGUGUUUUAAUGGAUCCAAGAGAGAGCUGCUAGCAUUCAUAGGUGAAAACAUGAGCAAAAGGUUGCGAGGAUGGUUCGCGAAGAAGCUUUCUUAUGGGGGCAAAGAGGUUCUCUUGAAGUCGGUAGCGAUGGCUCUUCCAGUCUAUGCCAUGUCUUGUUUCAGAUUGACUAAGCACCACUGUCAAAAAAUCAUGAGUGCUAUGGCGAGCUUUUGGUGGGAUGAAGAUGGAGAGAAGAAGAAGAUUCAUUGGAUAUCCUGGAAGAAGCUCUGUAUUUCGAAAGAGAAUGGGAGUCUUGGCUUUCGAGGUAUCGAGGUUUUUAACCAAGCUCUUUUGGCCAAACAGGCUUGGAGAUUUCUCAACGAUCCUGCUAGCUUGAUAGCCAGAAUCUACAAGGGUCGUUACUUCGCAUCGUCGAGCUUCAUGGAGUGUGGGAAAGGAUACCGUCCCUCAUAUGCUUGGCGCAGCAUUCUGUUUGGUCGGGAGCUUCUAUCGAAAGGGCUCAUCAGAUCUGUGGGUAAUGGAAGAGAUACCUUUGUAUGGAUCAUGGAUGAUUGUCCCAGAAGACCUAUCAACAAACAGCGAGACUUUGAUGUCAAUCAACGGGUGUCAUCGCUAAUAGGGGAGGAUGGUCAAUGGGAUAUUGAGAAGCUUCAGUACUUCUUUCCAGAAAAUGAGGUGCUGAGGAUAAGGCAAAUUCAGUUAGGACCUACUGAGGAUAGAGAUAUAUGGGCCUACUCUGCGAAUGGAGCGUAUACUGUGAAGAGCGGCUACAAACUGGCAACUAAGCACAAGGAAACAGAGGAGGUACAGUCUAUGAGUUUGAGGCCGGGUGUUUUGGAACUAAAGCGACGUAUAUGGAAGGUUAAAACAGUUCCUAAAAUACGUAGUUUCUUAUGGCGAGCAGCUUCGGGAGCCUUGGCAGUCGCGGAACGUCUCAACACGAGAGGACUGAACUUGGAUACACGUUGUAAAAUUUGCUUAUCAGGUUCAGAAUCCAUCUCACAUGUCCUCUUUGUCUGUUCAAAAGCACAAGAAGCGUGGGCGUUGGCAGGUUUCCAAGAUCUUUCUCACCUGCAUACAUUACCGUUGACAGAGGCGCUUUCUACAUGCUUGAAUAUGAUGGAAGAUGUAUCUCUUUUGGUAACACAGAGACGAGCUAUCCCUUGGUACUUGUGGACAAUCUGGAAGAAUAGAAAUUCACUGCUAUAUGCAGAUACUCAGGAAUCUCUUCUUAACCAGGUACAACAAGCGAGUGAAGAAGCUCGGCUAUGGCAUGUUCUCAAUGAUCAGCAAGAGGUACAUUCAGUGCUACAUGGUUUAAAUGAAGAAACUCAGAAAUGGGAACCUCCUAUCUUUGGCUACGCGAAGUGUAACCUGCACGCUAACUGGAGAAAUGCUUCACUACACAGUGGUUUAGCAUAUAUCAUUAGAGACCAGAGUGGUAAUGUUCUCCAUCACGCUCGAGAUGCUAUCACUUUCUCACCAAACAAGUUCACAGCGGAGCUGAGAUGUUUGGUUUGGGCAUUACAGAGCAUGAAAGACUUAGGCUACCAAGAUGUGAUUAUAGCUUCUGACUAUCGCGAUGUAAUCUCUGCGGUGAAAAAGCCGAAGGAAUGGCCACUCUUCAGAGCUCAACUUCAGGAGAUCAGAAACCUCCAUACCUCAUUUAGGUCGGUGGCUUUUGAAACAGAGUCAAUCUCCUCAAAUCAGAUAGCAAGAGAGAUAGCUACAAGUGUCCUACGUGAUGGUCGUCUCCAAUCCUAUUUGGCCUUAGGAGGACCGGCGUGGCUCCAUAACAGAUUUUUAAGAGAAUCUAUUUAG